AUGCACCGCGACGAGAGUAAUCACGGUCGCCAGCAAUCCGAUUAUGCAGUUGGAAUGUUGUGGUACGGUCUGAUCGAGAGCGUGAUCACACAGACAGACGUGUGCGAUUUUCGUAUGCAUUUUCAGUCCAACCUGCGCUUCCGUCUCCCCCGCCAGCACCAUGGCACUGCACUCCUUGGCCCUGAUGGCCUCGUCGCUACCAUACGCGGCGAACUUAUGAAUGGUGGGAACGACUCCCUUGUCGCCUCCCCCCUCCGCGGCCAGGCCAUCUUGGAUCACCCAAACUACCAGGCAUGGAUUUCCUCCCUCCUUUAUCGUGAUGGUGAACGUUACAGCCUAUUUUAUGGCGCAUUCUUGGGCGACUUUGGUGCAAAACUCUUUUCGCCAGUAUUAUAA
Venustampulla echinocandica is the source of this 396-nucleotide messenger RNA. RefSeq lists its product as uncharacterized. The transcript has a single exon. NCBI's taxonomy places the organism in Eukaryota, Fungi, Ascomycota, Leotiomycetes, Helotiales, Pleuroascaceae. Bases 1 to 396 code for a protein of 131 amino acids. The record is from RefSeq and is a predicted model, not a curated record.